AUUUCGGAGCAGUUGUAGGCAGUCAGCACUGCUGCGCUCUUCCGCAACGCAUGCGCUUUCGAGAUGCGUUGAAAAAUACUAUGCGGAAUCAAGUUGGCUUGGGACCCCGUAUCGACUUCGAGUUCUACUUCGUGGCCAGGGACCACACCUCGCACUGUCCGGUCUUUUCCUGGUUUCGUGCUUACGCCACAGAUGCUGACGUCGAGGACAUCAAAGGUACCUUCAUGAUCUUCCUAAGUGCCGUAAAUUUGCGGGUUCUUGCAGCAGGAUGAAAGGACGCAAGAGAACAUCACAACUGCUCGGGCCCGCAUCGAGGACAGGACCUGCUCGCAAGGAUUGAUCGUGGAUUGAGCCCACACGUGUCACGGAGCUGAAAGGACGAGGCCACUGUUGUGUCAAGGGUUCUACCGUGGCUGUGAGAAAAGAAGGGAAGAUCUUGAGCGUGAUCGCAACAUAGGAGAAUGAACACUUCAAGAAACCACGGCCCGUUUCAUCGUCUGAAGGUUCUCACAUAGCGCGGCGUGCUGCUGACGUGCCGGCUUUUUCUUCCCGGUUAUGCCUCACCAUGAACACGUGACGGUCAGCGUAAAGCAGCUCUGCCUGCCAUUGGAAGCACUUCACGACCCUCUUUGUUCGUUUCCAUCCACUGCAGUGCUCGUACGAUCGUUACACACCUUAAAUAACCGACGCACCUUCUCCAUCAACUGAACAAGUCGCCUUCUGUCUGGACACUCUACGAACCGGCGUGAAAUUCGGUAACAGCUGUUUCGUUUGUAAGAAUCUGACCUUGCAGGCCUUAUCCGUCCCGUUGCCUUUCUCCACGACCACAAGCAUCAUCAGCAUAUUUUCACGUUCAUAUCACCCUUCACGCUCUUUUCCUUCCUAACUAAACGUAAGCUCGACACUUAUGCAAGAUAUUCACACUACCGGAAACGACCACGUCACCUGACACUUUUUUAGAAGCCCGCCGCACUGCCCCUACCACGUACGUUCGUUUAUUCAUCAAGAUGUCGUGCAAGUACCACGGAGGCUCUCACCUCGACCAGUGAGUAGAGGCAAGAUUCUUCACGGACGCGCCUGCUUUGUCGGCUCACCCAGCGGACAGGCUUCGAUGCCCGCGAGCAGUUUGCCCCUCAGCUCGCUUAAUGUACACUUCCCUUCGUCCAAGCCGUCAACGCUAGUAUUUCACAAGGUUGAACCAGGCUCUAUGUUGCUCUUCAUUCAAGCCUUUCAACAGUAGAUUUCAAGUCCAAGUGACCUACUUACACCCAAAAUGCCUUCGAGACUCACUCAGUGGAGACCACAAAAAGCGAUGAGCCAGGCUUUACCUUCGCAUCCUAUCUGAUCAGAAGCGGACAUCCGUCAAGACAUCCAUCUGCUCACGCCUUCAGUCUUCUUUUGUGUUGUUAUUAGAACCUGUUUACGUUGUUCUGGGGAAGCCUUCUGAAAGUGUGACACUCAGUGCAGAACAGCUUGACGAGGGGCUUGCGGGCUACGGCCCCGUGAACAUGACCUGAAGGAAACGGGGAUACACUCGCGUUCCAACCCAGCCAGCCCUCCCUUGGUGGUGCGCGCUCGGCCGACACGUGACCUGGCGGAGCCAUGCCUGCGCGAAAGGGCUUGCUCGCACCCCAGAACACUUUCCUGGACACCAUCGCGACCAGGUUUGAUGGAACUCACAGCAACUUCGUGCUGGGCAAUGCACAGGUGCCGGCGCUGUUCCCCAUCGUGUACUGCUCAGACGGUUUCUGCGAGCUGACGGGCUACCCGCGGGCGCAGAUCAUGCAGAAGGGGUGCGCCUGCGCCUUCCUAUACGGACCCGACACCAAGGAGGAAGCGAUACGCGAAAUAGACGACGCCCUCGAGAACAAGACCGAGCUCAAACUCGAGGUCAUCUUCUACAAGAAGAAUGGGAGUCCGUUCUGGUGCCUACUGGACAUCGUGCCCAUCAAGAACGAGAAGCACGAAGUGGUCCUUUUCCUGGCAUCGCACAAGGACAUCACCAAGUCCAAGAUGGCCGAGAUCGAGACGGACGACGCGGACGAGACGGCCGAGCUCGAUGCAAACGGCAACGUGGAUCUGGACGGCUGCGUGCAAAGCAACAACUACCAGAGGCGACGGAGUCGGGCGGUCCUCUACCAACUCUCUGGUCACUACCGCCACGAGAAGAAGAUGUCCAAGCUCAAGCUCAACAACAACCUGUUGCACUCGACGGCGCUGCCCGAAUACAAGACGGCGGCCAUCAAGAAGUCCCGCUUCAUCCUCUCCCACUACGGCGCCUUCAAGACCUGCUGGGAUUGGCUCAUCCUAGUCGCCACGGUCUACGUCGCCGUCGUUGUGCCUUACAGUGCCUGCUUCGGCGAGAUGCAGAGCCACACCGUGCAGCAGCAGCAGCGGCGGAUGGCUCUGAUGGCGGCGGGCCUGAACGAGAGCUCGCUGCUCGAGCUGGUCGCGAACCUGAACGGCAGCAUCGGGGCGGCCGCGGGUGUUGGCGGCGGUGUCCCGGCGGGGAGUGCGCUGCCGCCGCCAGCCACGGAGCCGCAGCUGGACGGCAACAGGACAAUCAUCUCCGACGUCAUCGUCGAGGCCAUGUUCAUCAUCGACAUCGGCCUCAACUUUCGCACGACCUUCGUGAACAAGAAGGGCGAGGUGGUGGCCAAGCCCAAGUCGGUGGCCCUCAAUUACCUGCGCGGCUGGUUCGUCGUCGACCUGCUGGCCGCGCUGCCCUUCGACUUGCUCAACGCCGCUGGACUGUACAACAGGGACAACCAGAUGUACCUACACCUACUGAAACUGACGCGGCUGCUGCGACUUGCGCGGCUGCUGCAGAAGAUGGACCGAUACUCGCAGUACAGCGUGGUGGUCCUCACACUGCUCAUGCUCAUGUUCACACUCGUCUCGCACUGGCUCGCAUGCAUAUGGUUUGUCAUCGCCGUCCAGGAGAUGGAGUCAUACCCAAACAACAACAUCAGUUGGUUGAACCAGCUUUCCAUGAAGUUGCAAUACGACGUGCUGCGACCCCUCGACAUGGCCGCCACGUACAUCACGGCGCUCUACUUCACCACCAGCUCGCUCACCAGCGUGGGCUUCGGGAACGUAGCGGCCAACACAAACGCCGAGAAGGUGUUCUCCAUCCUGACCAUGCUCAUAGGAGCGCUGAUGCACGCCGUGGUGUUUGGGAACGUGACGGCCAUCAUCCAGCGCAUGUACGCGCGGCGGUCGCUGUACCAGACCAAGCUGCGGGACCUGAAGGACUUCUUCCGGCUCCAUCAGCUCCCCAAGCAGCUGCGGCAGCGCAUGAUGGACUUCUUCCAGACCACCUGGUCGCUCAACAACGGCAUCGACCCGAGCGACGUACUCCGCGAAUUCCCCGACGAGCUACUCGGCGACGUGUCCAUGCACCUGCACAAGGAGAUCCUCUCGCUGCCCAUCUUCGAGCCGGCGCCGCAGGGGUGCCUCAAGCUCCUCUCGCGACACGUGCGCAGCAACUUCUGCGCACCCGGCGAGUACCUGGUGCACAAGGGGGACGCCCUCUCCUACAUACACCUCGUCUGCAACGGUUCCAUGGAGGUGCUCCAGGAGAGCAUGGUCGUCGCCAUCUUAGGCAAGGGGGACCUUGUGGGCAGCGACAUUUCAUUGACGGCCGGUACGGAGACCGUCAUGAAGUCAAGCAGCGACGUCAAGGCCCUGACCUACUGCGACCUCAAGUGCCUUUUCAUCCCGGGCCUGCUCGAAGUGCUCAAGCUAUACCCGGAGUUCGCGGAAAGCUUCUGCCACGACAUCGUGCACGACCUCACCUACAACCUGAGGGAAGGCUACGAGAACGAGGCGGAAGAAACGAACGGCGUGUGCUCGCUAACCCUGCCGUCGAUAUCGGAGGACGACGAGGAGACGGGCAGCGACGAGACGGCGCCGGGCUCUCCGGUGUCCAACGGCCAGGAGGCCGGCGCCAAGCUCAAGGAGGACUCGUGGGAGCCGCCCGCGACCACCGUGCCCGGACGCACGCCUGCGCCGCCGGCGCCUCCGGUGCCCGCGGCCGGCCGCACCGAAGCUGCGCCCUUCGCCCGGCGCACCUCGGCCCUCGGCUCGCCCUUCCGGACGCCCACGUCCGUGGCCAUGGAAAAGCUGCGACCCGUCGCCACAUUGCCGCAUCUAGGCCGCUCCGUGGAGCUGUUCGAGCUUCGCGACGAGAUGGAGCAGCUCCGGGGCAGCGUGGAGCGGCUCGACGCGCAGCUCAAGAGCGUCUCCCAAGACGUGGGCGGCCUGACGCAGGAGCUGCGCGCCAGCGCCCGUCUCCUUCAGCAGCUGUGCAGCGGGUGCGCACAGCUGGCGACGCGGUCGCCCGGCACGCCGCCCGGAGGCGUCAAGCUGCCGCCGACGCAGCAACAGCAGCAGCAGCAGCAGCAUCAGACGCCGCUGGGGUCACCCAACGGCCUGCUGCAGAGCCCGCCGCCGUUCGGCUCGACGACGCCGCAGUCUCAGCUGCGCGUGUCGCAUCAGGGCUCCCAGACGGACUGCAGCCUUCUGGAAGAGAUGCUCAUCAAGAUGGCCGACUCGGGCUCGCCUCCCCCGAACUCGGGCUACUCCUCGGGCUCGUCCAACGAGGAGAGGGUCAAGUUCAUCAUCGGGCAUCCGUCGCCGCGCCGCUGCAUCGCUUCGUCGUCAGAGGACAGUGCCCUGCUCAGUGUGUCCAGGGACCACCUCGUGCCGUCGGCCACUCUGUCCUCGCGCUCUUGGCAAGUGUCCACCGAGUUCUCGGAGGUGCCGGCGUCGCCCGGGAGGUCCGACCACGUCAUCGAUGUGGAAGAAUCCCUGCGCCGGAGGCUCUCGACGGAACUGUAACCAGUGUAUGCGAUCGCACAGCUGUCCUUCGCCACCCGUCCAGCUCUAGUCAGUGAGGAACCGCGCCUUCGUGGCGGCCCCGACAGCUCGCGCGGACCCUCUCUCAGACGAGUCUGACUGGCUUGUAUUGUUUCUCGAGAGAUUCUGUCGGGGAAACAAUCAACCGGACCACACUCGAAGAAGAUCUCAGCGCUGCAUAGCGCAGGACCUGUAGCACCCUUGUGGGCUGCGGUAUAACUUUUUUUAGUAAGCGGCGUUGCUUUAACCUUAGAUGCAGACCACGCGCCUUGCGCUUCGUUCCAGUUCCAGCAAGAGAAAAGAGUGCGACAUCGCACGAGUUUCAUGGCAUCGCGGAGUUUUCGCGACGUUCAGCCCCGCCGCACUUGCUAGUACCAGGCCAACAGCUCAUCUCCAAGAGCAUCACUGCUGCUUCCCGCAAGAGACCAAAGCGAUGCUAUUGCGCAUUUGCAAUUAGUUGCUCGGCGCCACCAAAACUUUCACUGACAUGACGUCUUCUGUCUUCAUUUUUUAUCAUUGCAACAUUGCUGGUACAGCUCAGGCACGCCGAAGUAGGGUGCGCCGAUGCGCAGUCUCUGUUCUGUGCUGCAGCCAGCGAAGGCGCUUCACCCUCGUUCCAGUAUUAACAGCGCACUUGCUCAUUUCGUCGCACGGCGAACAACUGCGUCACGAUCGCGAUGGCAAGACCGGAGCGCCUAGGCCCCUCAAGUCCCCGCGGUGACUUCAGUGUUCGUGUGUGCUCUGUGCGUCUCAAGAGCGGCCGACCCCUCCGCAGGGAACUCCUCGAACGCUUGCUUUGCUUUACGCUGCGAUCAAGGCUGCUUCCGUCGCUGACUUUUCUGCGUAGAGCAUCGCACCCACGCUGCGCUUCGGGCUGCGUAGGGCACGGGCCCCGUGUUCGAGGUCCUCGCCUGCCUGCGCCUACGCUGUGUAGACUGCUGCGAACUUCCCCGCUCCAUGCAUGGCCCUGCUGUAAAUAACCUCAACAGAGUUGCAGAGGGAAGGAGAUAUUGGACACAAGUGACUUCCACGGACUUGCCUACUUCGUUCUAUUCACCCUGUGUCUGUCGUAGCAGCAGGUUUCCAGUCUUCUUUCGCAUAUGCAGCUGAGCGAAAUUAUCGGGUAAGCCGGCAUGUAACGCUGGCAGUCAGCAAUAUACUGGGUCGGUCACAGAAGAAGCGUCGUUUUUUGUAAUAUGCAAAUCAAGUGCUCUUUUUUUUUUCUUCCCUCCUUUUGUGCUACGCUCGUGUGUUUUUGCAAAUACCUGCUGUUGUACCCGCUUUCUUUGACAUCGUCACGUUUGGCACACAUGGCUUGACAAUUUUUUUUUCAGUAAUCAUAUCUGUAAAACGAAGGUUUGACGACACCCCCGGACUGUUAGGUGGCUGUAUUUAAGUAGCAAUGACAAUGCGGCAACAAAACGCGGAAACGGCGCCAAUAUAAAAAAAUGGUGAAUAGAAUGAAGAGUUUUUGCUUUCCGACGUGGCACCUUUGUUGGUACUUGGUUUCUGACCUCAGAAAUAUCGUUUAUACCAACAAAGCAGAAUUGAAAGUGGUCGCACACAUGAACAUACAUUUCACAAUUGAACCGAACAGCCCGUGAUGUCUGAAAACGGCUAAGCUCAAAGAAGCAGUAGUUCAGCAAUUCGUCCAGAAUUUCCCGCUAGUACUGCCAGCCGCUGCAAAUAUUGAGGAAAACUUCAGAUUCCCCCAUAAUCUUAGCGAAGAACCUUUGGCCCACUACGCACGUCAUAUCUUGAGCGCGGUAGAUGAUUACACAUAACACGUGCUGUUAAUUAGACCAUACGACGCACCACCGGACCUAGUUGCGAUGAUGGACUCUGAUGAGGAUAGCUGAAGAAAGCGUGAUCACUGAAAAUGAGUAUCUCCUGGAUAUUCGAAAUGUUGCCCAUCGAAAAGAAUUCACUGAACGAAAAGGGAUAAGUCGCAGUGUAUGUGGGCAAAGCAUUCAAUAAUAGAUUUCAAAGCAAUGUCUCACGCAACAUCUGCUUCGUGUCUAUGCUUGCGUGUACGACCUAUGUUUCUAAAGUGCCCAGGGCAUCGUCCAUUACCAUGAACACUAACAUGUAGUUCCAACGUGAAUAUGCAAACGUAUAUGUUCCAGCGCAAAAUAACAAAAGUGAAUUCUUCCUCCUAAUGCUUGCGGUACGGAGCCAUCAUGUCACGAAUUUCAAAAUACAUCCAACAGAAACGCGGGAUAUCUGAAUGAGAAUGCGCCUCUGAACUUCAGAAAUCUAAUAACCGAACACCUCACAUCUAUUACUACAUCUUCCCAUAUCACUAAUUCCUCGAGCAUGUGUUAUUCUUCGGUCACUUUCAAACUGUACUCCGCCUGUUUACACAACAAAAGGCACAUUCCUCUAGCAGUUCCUUUUGUUUUCAAUGUGUACGUUUAAAGGUUCUAACUUCGAUAUGUUUCCCAAUAUAGAACAUUUAGGUGGAUGCACAGAUGGAAUAGUGUUAUUUUGCCCUCACGGUUACGGUUCCCUCAUUGUCAUAACCUCACGGUUAUGAAAAUGAACUAUUCGCUGUUUACGUAUUAGGUAUUAUGUUCAUAACGCAGGAGUACACAACGGCGUUUCUCACAAUGCUGACUAGCUAGUACCGCAUUGUUUAUGAUACAAGGUGCAAUAUAAUACAAGAUUUAGAAUUUGUUUCUUGCAAUGAAAGGAAUGCUCGCUUAUUCACACGAAUUCUGCCCAAUCAGAGACAUCAAGAUAUAUUAUUUUGAGACAUCAAAGCAACAAACUGCAAAACAACGAGCACUAAGCUUUCUUUAAUUCCACUCACUCACUUCCCUCCCUUCUCCUCUCCCUUCCCCUCGCCCCGCUUUCCAACCCUGUUCUCUUUCAUGUUCACUCUAACAACAUACUUUUAUAUGGUGGAACAAUGUGUGAGUUAACCAAUUCAGACCUAUCGUCACUACAUGGAAUAAAAUUUUACCUUCGGUUGCUCCGCGA
Molecule: messenger RNA, 7842 nt
Organism: Dermacentor albipictus
Lineage: Eukaryota; Metazoa; Arthropoda; Arachnida; Ixodida; Ixodidae
Gene: Elk
Product: Eag-like K[+] channel
Biological process (GO): potassium ion transmembrane transport; regulation of membrane potential
Cellular component (GO): plasma membrane
Molecular function (GO): voltage-gated potassium channel activity
Source: RefSeq, a predicted model, not a curated record